Molecule: messenger RNA, 7462 nt
Organism: Anopheles merus
Lineage: Eukaryota; Metazoa; Arthropoda; Insecta; Diptera; Culicidae
Gene: Pkc98E
Product: protein kinase C
Exons: 10
Coding region: 1887-4259 (790 amino acids)
Biological process (GO): protein phosphorylation
Molecular function (GO): diacylglycerol-dependent serine/threonine kinase activity; ATP binding
Source: RefSeq, a predicted model, not a curated record
CACAUUUUAGUAGCUAAUCAAAACAUUUCACUAUUAGCCCAAAGCACCCCUUUUCCCAUUGUGCAGCAAGAAAUGUGGCUACCGCUUGGAAUGGUCUUCCAGCCAAGAACACAAGCACUGUACAGUGUGUGUGUGUGUGAGUGUGUGUGCGUAAUGCCAAACGUCUAUCAACAACAGAACCGUGCGCUUGUCUCUGCUUUAGCGCACAAGGGGAGGGUGAGCACACCCCCGUUCAUCUCUACGAGGACAAUCAGCUCUAUUGUGUGUUAAUAAUCAUGGUUUUGUUGCCGCUGGCAAGUGUACCACUCAGUUCAAGGCUGCAACAAUUUGUGUGCUUUUUUCGGGUUGUUCCAAAAGUCAACAUCCCUAACCUAAUUGUGUCCAUGCACAAUCGUCGUGGACCCCUAUCCUGUUUUUUUUUACAAAGGCACAUUGUACACAGGUCAUUCCCGGUUUUGGGAAGAUCAUAGAGCGCCACCAUUUUCUUAGCAACCAGCUUCCUUCAAGGGCUGGCUGUGUGAUUUUUCCCAGCCUCCUGGGUAGGCAGCUUGUCCGGUUUGCUGCAGCCACCCAAACCAACCUAAACACCGCGCUGCAGAGAGGGAGACGCUCCUGGGUAAUAUGACACUUGUCACGAAAAAAAAUCCCUACACACUACACACUGGCCUGCCUAAUUAGACCUACUACUGCUGAGCCUAUUCAAUACGAAGGGAAGGUGUAAAGGAGGGAAGACAGAAGGUCGGAGGGAUUGUAAUGUCAUGUACUGUUCGUAGUAGACAAGUGGCGUUGGCAUUAGCAACAACACGCCAGAUCGAGCGUUGGCUAGAAAUGACUGUGCUUGUACGUGUGUGCGAGCCCGUGUCCGUGUAUGUGUGUGUGUGUGUAUCAUUCGGUCUAAUGUGUGCAAAAAGCGGUGCACAGAAGUGUGGGCCACACUUGUGCACACCGUUAGUGUUCAUUAGGAAUUGCAAUCCCUCCUUCCCUUGUUCCUUUGGGUCGUGCAAGAUACGAGGAUGUGUCACGGCCACAAGGAUCGUUAUUGUGCCAAGUGGUUUGGAGUCGGUGGAGUGAAAGUGAAGACGUUGUGUGUGUGUGUUUAAUCCCGCCGAGGUCGGCAGUGUUGUGUUUAUUUUUUAGCUCGAAAGUUCGGUGCAACGGUGACUGCUGACUUGCUAAUUACUUCCACGCAGAGGUGUCAUUGGGGAAGGCCGCGAUUGGGAAAAGUUGAUUUCUGUUUUCCCUUUUCCCCAUCAACCCGAGCAAGUGAAUUCACACCAAAGUGCAAGUGCUCUGUCGCUCUCUUUCUCUCUCUCUCUCUGUUGUGUGCGCGUGUAUGUUUGUAUGUGUGUUGUGCUGGCAGGGUUAGUGUGAGGCAGCAGUAACUUCUUCCCACCCGUCCAGUGCCGCCUCAACAUCGGGCCACACGUACACACAGACCGUCACCUACUCCCAGUGACAGCGGUAGCGGAGGAGCGACAGCAGAGGAGGAAACAAGGGCCAUUCGUUGUUCAAAAAAAAAUCUAAACACGACGAACGGGUCAUUAUCCUUCCACUUGCAAGCGAAACCGUGCACACUUGUCUCUCUACCCCGCCAGGCUGCUCGUUCCAAACAUCCCCCACCCAUCAGUUGGUAACGUGGAAAGUGAAGUGAUCAUAUAGGGCAGCACCACCACCAAUCCAAUCCCAUACACCCAAUUCCCCCACGGCACCCAGAACGUCCUUCCAGAGUCACCGGAAGCACCAUCCCAGGAAUACCGGGAGACGAGUGGGGACGCGUGUACGAGUGUGAGAGAUAAGGAGGUAGGAACACGCACAGCAGAAGGAGUGCAGACACGACAGGACGACAAACAGAGAGAGAAAGAGAGGAGAGAACUAGGCCAUUCAUCAUGUUUACGGGUACGCUGCGGUUGAAAGUCUGCGAGGCGAUCGGGCUGCGGCCGACGGACUUUCAGACACGGCACACGAUGACAUUUGGCCGGCUCGGUGAUCAGCUCAUCGAUCCGUACGUGUCGAUAGAUGUCGACGAGAAGUUCAUUGAUCGGUCCACCACAAAGCCACGUACCUUCGAUCCGGUGUGGAACGAGAGCUUCAUACACGAGGUGGAGAACGCGAACGUGCUCGGGAUGACAAUCUUCCACGAAGGGCCGAUCACGGACGUGUUCGUGGCUAACACGACAAUAGCGUUCGAUGAUCUGGUCACCCGCAACGAGUCGGAGCAGCAGGAUUUUUGGGUCGAUCUCGAACCGCAGGGCCGGCUGCACGUGAAGAUCGAUCUCCGAUGGACGCAGGACGCCAACAAUGUAGCCUCGCAGAACUCGUGCCGCCGGGCAGUCGUCAAGGAUCAGCCAUUUUUAAAUCGCCGCCGCGGUGCAAUGAGAAGGCGUGUUCAUCAGGUUAAUGGUCACAAGUUUAUGGCCACAUUCCUGCGCCAACCGACAUUCUGUUCCCACUGUCGCGAAUUCAUAUGGGGAUUAGGCAAACAGGGCUAUCAGUGUCAAGUGUGCACGUGCGUCGUCCACAAGCGGUGCCAUAGUUCGGUCGUAACCAAAUGUCCAAAGAAAAAGGAUGAGCAAACCAAACCGACACCAACGGAGGCAGCCCAGCGGUUCAAUGUAAAUAUGCCACAUAGGUUUUCAGUGCACUCGUUCAAGCGGCUGACGUUCUGUGAUCACUGCGGGUCGCUGCUGUACGGCAUCAUCAGGCAGGGGCUGAAGUGCGAGGUGUGCAGCAUGAACAUCCACCGGCGCUGCGAGGGCAACGUGGCGAACAACUGCGGCAUCAACACCAAGCAGCUGGCGGAGCUGCUGAACGAGAUGGGUAUCACCAUGGAUAAAACACCACCCCGUAGAUCUAAGGUAAGCGAGGUGCGGUGCUUGAUGAAGCAAAUGUUCCUGCUAACGCUCACUCAUUUCUCCUUCAUCUUCAACCAGUACUCUAACCAAACGACUAGUGAUAACCUAUCGAUGUCGGAGCGCUCGGACGAUACGAGCUCGCUGGACACGCUCUCGACCAAGAGCGGUGCGGAGGGCGAGCUGGGUGCCCACGGCGGCGGCGGCGGUGGCGGUGGACGGGGCGGAGCCGGCCACUCGUCCAAGGCGGGCGGGCCGACCAUGGGCAUGCUGGUGAACCUCGGCACCGACGACGACGGCAAUGCGCGGCCGAUGCCGGGCAAGGUGUUCCUGAACGACUUCAACUUCAUCAAGGUGCUGGGCAAGGGCUCGUUCGGCAAGGUGAUGCUGGCGGAGAAGAAGGGCACGGACGAGGUGUACGCGAUCAAGGUGCUGAAGAAGGACGUGAUCCUGCAGGACGACGACGUGGACUGCACGAUGACGGAGAAACGCAUACUGGCGCUGGCCGCCAAGCAUCCGUUCCUGACCGCGCUGCACUCGUGCUUCCAGACGCCCGACCGGCUGUUCUUCGUGAUGGAGUACGUGAACGGGGGCGAUCUGAUGUUCCAGAUCCAGCGGGCCCGCAAGUUCGACGAGCCGCGGGCCGCCUUCUACGCGGCGGAGGUCACGCUCGCGCUGCAGUUCCUGCACCGGAACGGCGUCAUCUAUCGCGAUCUGAAGCUGGACAACAUACUGCUCGACGCGGAGGGCCACUGCAAGCUGGCCGACUUUGGCAUGUGCAAGGAGGGCAUCACCGGGGACAACCUCACGUCGACGUUCUGCGGCACGCCCGACUACAUCGCGCCCGAGAUACUGCAGGAGCUCGAUUACGGCCCGUCGGUCGACUGGUGGGCGCUCGGCGUGCUGAUGUACGAAAUGAUGGCCGGCCAGCCCCCGUUCGAGGCGGACAACGAGGACGACCUGUUCGAGGCGAUCCUGCGCGAUGACGUGCUGUACCCGGUGUGGCUUUCCCGCGAGGCAGUCUCGAUUCUGAAAGGAUUUAUGACCAAAAAUGCGGCCAAGCGGUUAGGCUGCACCGAUGGGGAAAACCAGAUCCGCAGCCAUCCCUUCUUCAAGGAUAUGGACUGGGAGGCGCUGGAGCAGCGCAAAGUUCGACCACCAUUCCGGCCACGAGUGGUACCGAAAGCUUACCCCCUGUGGGAACCUGUUAGAACAUCAUUAACAGUUUUCGUUUUUCUCUUACAGCGAAGUGCGCGCGAUGCACUCAACUUCGACACCGAGUUCACCAAGGAGGAUCCCGUGCUGACGCCGGUACCGAACGAUAUCAUCCGAUGCAUCAAUCAGGACGAGUUUGCCGGCUUUUCCUUCACCAAUCCCGAGUUUGGGCCGGAAAGGAAAAUCGUUUGCUAAAGUAGUGGCGGCGCUGGCCCGCUCGUUGGAACGAUCUCUCGUAUGUGUUUAUCUUUGGAAAGUGUGUGUGUGUUGUGUGUGCGCGCGUGCGUGCGUGCGUGUACGGAAACGAGAUGGAAAGCAGUACUGGAAACUACUACUACUAUUACUACUACUGUUACUACUACUACACACAGCAUCGCAGAACGCACCUCCACCUGGCUCGUCACACCCCCCCUUGCAUUGGGCCGCUGCAUGAGGUUUUUGACUGACCGCCCCAGCCAGCACACGCAUUACACGCACGGCGGUUCGUUUCUGCAGGUCCAUCGAUCCACACCAACGGCAGUGCCUCUCCGUUAGUUGGUUGUUAUCGUGUCGGCAAAAUGGGAGACAAAAUGGUUUGCUUUGGAUGUAUGUGGUGAUGUGCACACACACACACACACACACACACAUUCGCACCAUUAGCGCAUCUUCCGUGUAUAGUUAAGAAGAUUUACCUUUCGUUGUUCACGCUGCAGUUCUGGGUUUUUAAAGUGCAAAACAACACUGAAACAUCCACUCCGGGGAGUUUGGAUGAUGAUGGUGCAUCAUCAGGCACAGGAAAAUACGUCCAAAAUGAAAGGAACAUAGAGAGCAAGAGAGAGAGAGAUAGAGAAAUGGAGAUGGAGGCAAUGUAAAAGCAGAUUCUUGAAAGAAGUAAAACGCGUGUACCUCGGCAGUGGUUACUAUCAUCCGUCGUGUGGAGUGGUGGAUUUAACGUUUAAGAUUGUUAGCGAACCAAGAAUAUGUAAGUGAUGUGUAAGGGUCGGUGGAGUGUUAGCCAGGACAGGUCAGAUAUGAUAUAUCAUUCUAUACGUGUUUUAAAUUAGUAUUAUUAUUAACAUCUUCCCGUUGUGGUUAGGUUGAUGUGUUAGUGAAUUUACGGUGGCAUCGCAUUCGGCAGUCAAAUGUGAAAUGUGCAAAAAGGGAGAGAGACAGCGCACGACAGCGCGGCAGCGGGAGGAACGUUCUAAACGGCACACUUUCGGCGCAUGUGUGUUACGUGUAGCCACGCGGUCACGGUCAGGCAGCUGUUCGAUUCUAACCAGCACAGCAUGGUGAAAAUGUUUUACUUCCCUAACAGGCAUUAACAAGCGUUACGUUAGCGAUCAAUACCAACAGUUAAGCUUGAUGUUAAUUCUAUCGUUUUGUUUUUGUUAUUAUUGUACGAUAAUGCUAUACAAUCUCUGUCUCUGAGUUUGAUGGUACUGCUGCGACUGCAGCUAGUACACCAGUGCCACUACGUAAUGCAAUCUCAUUGGAAUUGGUACACUACGUGCUAUCGUUAAAGCGAUUGGGCGCAUUAUUGGUAGGUGUUUUCUCUUUGUGUUCCAGUCUAGCAACACAUGUAUCAGUUGUUUUGUUGUUAUGUUAGCGCGCAACGUGCUUUUGUUUGCACGAGUACGGUUUUGUUAGCCCCGUGUUUGGGGAAUAUGCAAGCGCAAAACAUGGAAGGGUACGUUUUGUUUUCUGAAUUAAAAGUGUUUUGCAUCGCCGCAAACGAAAACGAACCAAACUGGCUGACUGGUUGUGUGUGGCCUGCGGCAAUGCACCACGUUUUGGGGUUUGAAAAUUUUCGCCUGAGAUUCGCAUUUACUCUAUCCUUGUAGCAGGGGUUCACACAAGCCGUGUGUCCGUAUUAUGAAGCGAUAUUUAGUUUGCUGUGGGGUAGCGGAUGUGUAUAGACGCACCGCUAUUCGAAUGCUAGUCAUUAUUAGCCCGUGCUACGUAAGCAAAAAUCAUCCCCACAAGUGCUAUAGACAAACUCCUUAUUUAAAUUGCGUUUAUUCCGUAAGUCGUUACUCUGCUAAGGCAACGUGCUGGUGCGUCAAUCAAUUACUCGUUCUAGAUGGUUUUUAUCGUUACUACUCGUGGUUUUUAUUAGUGUGUGUAACAUACCGCUACCAAAGAUAACCGGAAGGCGUUUGCCAGCAAGGCAAAACCCAUAGUCUCCAUCGCGGUGGUGCCCGAUAAUUGCAACUGUGCUUUAAUUUGUAUCGCGAACGCAAGAGGAAACUAAUGUUCCCAAAUCAAAAACCUAAACAAAAAUGAAAACUCACUCACAGAUGUCCAUGCUCCCUGCGAGCUUUCGCUGCGGGUGGGGUUGUGCGUUCAUGCGCUCGAAGCAAACAAUAAAGAAAGGAGCCAAUCUCUUAGUUAACGUUAUACUCCUUCGUUUUUCUGUUCAAACCUGCGGGACGGAGGCGCGUGGUGCGUGGAGGCGGAGGUGGUGGUGUUAGGGAGUGGUUUGUGGGUUCGUGCUGGAAUGACCCUUGCCAUAGGUUAGCUAAUUGUUAGUACACUAGAGAAAGGAUAUACGUGUUAUAACUGUGCAAAUCAGGUUGCAAAGUGUUUGCUGUAAAACGUGCAGUAUUCGGUUUUUCUUCUUCUUUUAAACCAACAACAAAAAAAAACAUAGCACAACUUAUUUAUAGUAAUCUUAAUGUGUAAUGGAUUGAUGUUGACUAGUGAGAGAAUGUUUAUUGUAGACAAGCGCGGGGAGGGGGGGGGGGGAAACAAGCAGUUGGCGUACAAAACCAAAGGCUUUGUUGCAUAUAGCUUGGACCGACCCCCAUGACCCCGACGGUGUGUGUGUGUGUGGCUAAGGAGACAGGCUGUUUUUACACAGGCAGGAUGGUGAUGAUGGGUGAGGGGAUAGAAGGAGAACAAAAACGGAUUCAUUUGCUUUAGCCCAGCGUUAACCUUUCUUCCAAACAAAACAAACCAUAAAGCACAGCAACAAAAGUAAAACAAACUUGUGGCAUAUCUCUUUAUGUUUUUAAUUAUAACCACAAAUGAGAACAAGUGUAACAUACAUUAGUAAGGCGUCAUAUACACACACACGCGCGCGCGCGCAAGCAUAAAUAACGUAUAGAAUGUCCUUUGCGUUUUGUUACAAUUGUGUCAAUCAAAUGUGUAAACAAACAAACAACCGCAACAAAACAAAAACAAACCAAACAAAGUAUGUAGUGAUGGGCUUCUUCGCCCGUGGCACUCAAUAGGGCAAUAUGUUUGUAUUUAGUUGUUACUAUCGGUUAAACGUGUUUCGUCGUUUCGUGGUACGUUUUAUUGUGAUUGUCACAUGUGUGUAGUACAGCGACGUCUGGGUGUUGGGAGUUGUCGGAAAGAGAGAGAGAGAGAGAGAGAGAGAGAGAGAGAGAGAGAGAGAGAGAAAGAGCGCGCAA